UCAUACCCUGCUCACGCUGUUUUUCCUUUUCUUUGGCGCUUUGUAGUUACGCAGUGCUAUGCCAGAGCCAGCGAAGUCUGCUCCCGCCCCGAAAAAGGGCUCCAAGAAGGCGGUGACUAAGGCGCAGAAGAAAGACGGCAAGAAGCGCAAGCGCAGCCGCAAGGAGAGCUAUUCCAUCUAUGUGUACAAGGUGCUGAAGCAGGUCCACCCUGACACCGGCAUUUCGUCCAAGGCCAUGGGUAUCAUGAAUUCGUUUGUGAACGACAUUUUCGAGCGCAUUGCAGGUGAGGCUUCCCGCCUGGCGCAUUACAACAAGCGCUCGACCAUCACCUCUAGGGAGAUCCAGACGGCCGUGCGCCUGCUGCUGCCCGGGGAGUUGGCCAAGCACGCCGUGUCCGAGGGUACCAAGGCCGUCACCAAGUACACCAGCGCUAAGUAAACAGUGAGUUGGUUGCAAACUCUCAACUCUAACGGCUCUUUUAAGAGCCACCCAUGUUCUCAAAGAAAGAGCUGGUGCUUGUAUUCCUCCUCUGCUGGC
Molecule: messenger RNA, 538 nt
Organism: Gorilla gorilla gorilla (western lowland gorilla)
Lineage: Eukaryota; Metazoa; Chordata; Mammalia; Primates; Hominidae
Gene: H2BC11
Product: H2B clustered histone 11
Exons: 1
Coding region: 59-439 (126 amino acids)
Cellular component (GO): nucleosome
Molecular function (GO): structural constituent of chromatin; protein heterodimerization activity; DNA binding
Source: RefSeq, a predicted model, not a curated record